This is a messenger RNA of Corylus avellana, 2873 nucleotides long. Its product is annotated as Neutral/alkaline non-lysosomal ceramidase. The record is from RefSeq and is a predicted model, not a curated record. Gene Ontology annotation, cellular component: extracellular region. Gene Ontology annotation, biological process: sphingosine biosynthetic process; ceramide catabolic process; long-chain fatty acid biosynthetic process. Gene Ontology annotation, molecular function: N-acylsphingosine amidohydrolase activity. Lineage: Eukaryota; Viridiplantae; Streptophyta; Magnoliopsida; Fagales; Betulaceae.
GAGUCAUCCCAAUAGCUGGCUAGAGGUGGCCGGACCACCCCCAUAACCCUUGAGAGUGGUCCGGCCAUUAUGGACAGAUCCUAUGGACUGUGAUCUGUUUCCGAAAGUGGAGCACCUUCCAUUGCAAUUAUAAUCUUAACGAAGCAACCAGAGAACAGGGUUCGUAUUUUCUUCCGCCAAAAGCGAUGCUUUUUGAAGAAGCGUAAAAAAAAUGAUACUGUUUUACUGUUUGAGCGUAUUGCUGUCUUUUCGCUGACCCCACAGUGCACAAACUUUGCGGUUUGUGACUUUAUUAUCCCUCCAGUUUUCUCCCUCUUCUCACUUUCUUCUAUGUACUUCUAUACGUUGAAGCUCUUCUCGCCAUGCCGACACCGAGUUGGGUUUCUGUGCUAAGGAUGGAAAGAAUUGAGUGAAGGAUAUUGUUUAGAAGAGGGCUAUGGGGAGGCUUAGUUUUCUCUAUGGCCGUGUGCAGUGGACAUCUGCAACAAUUUGGUUCCUGGUUUUCUUAUUGUUCGUACUACAUACUACUGGAGGGACUUCAUCGGCUUCCCAUUAUUUGAUUGGUCUUGGAAGCUAUGACAUAACAGGGCCUGCUGCAGAUGUCAAUAUGAUGGGUUAUGCAAAUUUGGAACAGACUGCAUCUGGCAUUCACUUCAGGUUGCGAGCUCGUUCAUUUAUUGUGGCAGAACCGCAGGGGAGCCGCUUAGUAUUCGUAAAUCUUGAUGCCUGCAUGGCCUCACAAAUUGUUACUAUUAAAGUACUUGAGAGACUAAAAGCAAGGUAUGGGGACCUUUACACAGAGCAGAAUGUCGCCAUUAGUGGUAUCCAUACUCAUGCUGGUCCUGGAGGCUAUCUCCAGUAUGUUGUAUAUAUUGUAACAUCUCUUGGAUUUGUACGCCAGUCAUUUGAUGUAAUUGUUGACGGCAUUGAGAAGAGCAUUGUACAAGCUCAUGAAAGUCUUCGACCAGGGACAAUUUUUGUGAAUAAAGGAGAGCUUUUAGAUGCUGGGGUGAACCGUAGUCCUAGUGCUUAUCUCAAGAAUCCUGCAGAAGAGCGGGCUAAUUAUAAGUAUGAUGUUGACAAAGAAAUGACCCUCUUAAAAUUUGUGGAUGAUGAAUGGGGACCAGUAGGUAGCUUCAACUGGUUUGCUACUCAUGGAACUUCAAUGAGUCGUACAAACUCAUUAAUAAGUGGCGACAACAAAGGAGCCGCAGCACGGUUUAUGGAGGACCAGUUUGAACAGAAGGGUUUUCUGGAAGGUUUUGAUGAGUAUUUCAAUAAGUCUGGAACUGAAGGAAUCCCCCGACGAGUCUCAACCAUAGUUCCUAACCCAAAGAAAAACCGAAAUCAAUUUCUGAGACUUGCCGCCCACUUUCAGUUUUCUCAAGGACGGCCUGCAACUAGGUUUUCAAGUCUUGCUAGACGGGUCAGGAAUGCUUCCGGGCAAGCUGAUAGGCCUCAGUUUGUAUCUGCAUUCUGUCAAUCAAAUUGUGGUGAUGUAAGCCCGAAUGUUCUUGGUGCAUAUUGCAUAGACACUGGAUUGAGUUGUGAUUUCGAUCACAGUACCUGCAAUGGUAAAAAUGAAUUAUGCUAUGGUCGAGGACCAGGUUACCCUGAUGAAUUUGAGAGUACUCGUAUAAUUGGAGAUAGGCAAUUCAGAAAAGCUGUGGAAUUGUUUGGCGGAGCAACUGAACCCCUGAAAGGGAAAGUUGAUUACCGACACACAUAUCUAGAUUUCUCCAACCUUGAGGUUUCACUUCCUGAAGCGAGAGGGGGUCAUGAGGUGGUGAAAACAUGCCCAGCUGCCUUGGGCUUUUCUUUUGCUGCAGGGACCACUGAUGGUCCUGGAGCAUUUGAUUUCAAGCAGGGAGAUGAUCAGGGGAAUGUGUUCUGGAGGGUAGUGAGGGACUUGAUAAAGACACCGACUCAGGAACAGAUCAAAUGUCAGCAUCCGAAGCCUAUUCUGCUUGAUACUGGUGAAAUUAAGGAACCAUAUGACUGGGCACCCUCAAUACUUCCAGUUCAAAUUUUGCGGAUAGGGCAACUUGUGAUUCUCAGCGUUCCAGGAGAAUUCACAACCAUGGCCGGCAGGCGCCUCCGUGAUGCUGUUAAGUUGGUACUUACUUCUGGAAGUAAUGGAGAAUUUGACAAAAAUGUCCAUGUAGUCAUCGCAGGGCUGACCAAUACAUAUUCGCAGUAUGUGACCACCUUUGAGGAGUACCAGGUGCAAAGAUACGAGGGAGCCUCCACACUGUAUGGUCCACACACACUUGAUGCCUACAUUCAAGAGUUCAAAAAAUUAGCUGCAGCUCUUAUCAGUGGCAAAGCAGUUGAACCAGGCACCCAGCCCCCAGAUCUCCUUGGGAAGCAAAUCAGCUUACUUCCACCAGUUGUAGUAGACGCCACCCCUCCUGGCGUGAAUUUUGGGGAUGUCAAAACUGAUGUCCCUCCAAAUUCCACCUUCAAAAGGCGUGAAAUGGUCACAGUUACCUUCUGGUCCGCUUGCCCAAGGAAUGACCUUUUGACUGAGGCCACAUUUGCAGCGGUUGAGAUUCUGCAGGACCAAAAGACAUGGGCACCAGCUUAUGAUGAUGAUGAUUUCUGCCUGCGGUUCAAGUGGUCAAGGCCAGAAAAGCUUAGUCCUUACAGCUAUGCAACCAUGGAAUGGAGGAUUCCUGAAUCUGCAGCUUCAGGUGUGUACCGGAUAAGCCAUUUUGGUGCUUCAAAAUCACUUUUUGGGUCUAUUAGCCAUUUCACAGGAUCAUCUAGCGCCUUUGUAGUGGCAUAGAGAGGUGGCAAUAUACAUUGAACUCAUUGUUAAAGUUGUCAAUAUAUUCCACCAUGAGAAUUAUAUAAUCAUAUAUCUCUACUCA